This is a messenger RNA of Aspergillus fumigatus Af293, 1413 nucleotides long. RefSeq names its product putative CHL4 family chromosome segregation protein. The coding region runs from base 1 to 1413 and encodes 470 amino acids. The transcript has a single exon. NCBI's taxonomy places the organism in Eukaryota, Fungi, Ascomycota, Eurotiomycetes, Eurotiales, Aspergillaceae. Gene Ontology annotation, biological process: chromosome segregation; CENP-A containing chromatin assembly. The record is from RefSeq and is a predicted model, not a curated record.
AUGGCGCGUCCAAAGGCUAUCCGUGCGCCUACAGCCGCCAGUCUACCCAACACUCUGCGUCUCCCCUCCUCGACCUCGUCUCUCAUAAAGUCAUUCUCACGACUAUCACGCCACGCUCUGCUGGACCUAGUCUUCCAGUGGCUCGAUGAUCGCAACGCACAAUUGUUUCCACCAUAUCUUCAGAAAGACGAGAUCGAGAACCCCGCCGACGAUAAACUCAGCCCGUACCCGGCCGCCGAAACGAUCGAGGACGUCCGGAAUGCUUACCAGGAUCUACAAGACAGGAAGGGCGGCAAACGCGAAGUGAUUGAUCGUAUAUUGGAGGGCGACUGGCGACACGGUAUCACCCUGCGACAACUGGCAAUGGUGGACAUUCGGUACAUGGAAGAUCAUCCCGCAAGUCUGCGAUGGACAGCAUUUGAACUCAGUCGCAUUGGCAUGGACGGAACUCAAUCCGCAGGAGCAACAACGCCCGACGUUUCCGCAUGUCUACCGCGCAUCCACGCCACCACGUUCCUGAGCAACCUUCAACAGCAGAUUUCUCCUCUGGUGAAAGCGCAUUACCAUCUCGUCCGCUCGUCCUCGCUUCCGCUCUCGUUCUUGCGCAUUCUAGUGACCAGUUCUCCAUACCAAAACCCUCGCCAGCCACCUGAGGCUCUGAUGGACUCAUCUCGAGUGAUGUACGUGGCUUUCCCCGACAGUUGCCCUUUCAUCUACACGUCCAUAGCAACAUCGCCUGUCGCAAAAUCCAAUACAACCACCAACCAUGCCGUCGCAACCGAUGCUCGAAGUCUGCAGCGCAUUGUCCGAGACGCUUUACCCAAAGCAUUAUCACGACCUCAAGAGCGAUAUGCCCUGAAAGCGACCUCUCUAACAGCGAAGAACCUGCAAGCGCUGCUGGCGCUCCGUGGUCCUGGAAGAUCCAACGUGGCCCAUGGGGCGUUCAGUAUAUUCGCGGACGCGGUACUCGAAGGGAGUCCCUUGGACCCACGUCCGUCGGAUACGAUAUCUCCCAGAGAGCACUUCUACCAAGACUUAGACAAGGAGAACGAAAACCAAGAGGACGGCAACACGAGCAAAGAGACGGAGCCUAGUUCCCAUGUUGCUAAGAAGCGCAAAUUAGCUGUCCAUUCUCGUUUUGGCACAACUGGAACCCUCUCGUCUGCCCCUCUGGACCGCCUCGACGUGCGCCUGCUUGAUCCAGCAGACGAUGAGGAUGACGAACAUGAGGUGGACCACACGCAACCAUCAGUAUCACUCACAUUUGUCGGCUCGGACGUCAUCAGUGGUAUCCGCAAGCUCGCCGAACUGGGUGUCGUUGACCCGGAGCGUAUGCCGUCCUGGAUGACGGGCGAAGAAGCAGUCAGCGUAGCUGUCGUUCAUCGAGGAAAACGUGUAGUCAAAGCUGGUUGA